This is a messenger RNA of Ipomoea nil (Japanese morning glory), 3157 nucleotides long. RefSeq names its product putative late blight resistance protein homolog R1B-16. The record is from RefSeq and is a predicted model, not a curated record. The transcript is spliced from 7 exons. Gene Ontology annotation, biological process: defense response to other organism. Gene Ontology annotation, molecular function: ADP binding. Bases 169 to 3018 code for a protein of 949 amino acids. NCBI's taxonomy places the organism in Eukaryota, Viridiplantae, Streptophyta, Magnoliopsida, Solanales, Convolvulaceae.
UUGUCCACUAAUGCAGCUUUACUAAAAGUCUAAAACAAUAAUGUAUGUUUGUCUUCUACUUUUCCAAUUUUCUUUUGACAACAAAAGUGUCUGUACAUUCUAAUCGUUCAUUUCUUCCUAAUUAAUUUGAUCUUCCUCUUCCAGAGAGAGAUAGAGAGAGAGAAGCAAAUGGCUUACGCUGCUGUAACUUGGCUUAUGGAAACACUGUCUCUACAUUUCCUGCAAUCACAACCACGUUUGCCUCUUGAAGAUUUAGAGGCACAGAUUAGAGAUGGCAAUGAAAAUCAUGGCUUGCUGCAACAAAUUCCUGAAAUUGGCAAUGAUGGAGAGGAUUUAGAGGCACAGAUGAGAGAGGACGAAGCGUCUUCUUCUAUAAAGGCUUGCUUCCCCAGGCUUUAUGGAAAGCAGCAGCUUGCUUGGGAUACUAUACUUUUGACUUCUCGCCUCAGGGAGAUGGCUCAACUCAAACAAAAGAUAGUUUUUCUCCAUCAAAAUCUGGGCUUGCUGCAACAAAGUGUUGAGAAAUCUGAGAUCCCCUAUGAUGAUGCAAGGGUGAGGGUGAUGAAAGAUUUAGAGGCACAGAUUAGAGAUGCAUCCUUCAAUGCGGAAGAAAGGAUUGAGAUGCAGUUGACUGCCAUUUAUCUAGCAAAGGAUAGUCUUCAUGUAACAGCUUGCCUGCUCAGGCUUCAUCAAAUCUUCAAUGAAGCAGAAAAACAGACUAAUUACCACAGGAAUAAGUUGAUUAGGAUCCGACGAAGAGGACUACUACAGCUUGUCAAAGGACUAUUACACAAGAAAAUUAUUGUGAGUAACUUUUCCAAAAAUGCUUCAAAGUUUGAUCGUAAAAUGGUCGGAUGCGACAAUGUGUUAUUGACGGUAUUGGAUCAGCUCACGCAACAAUCAACUAAGGGGAGACAAGUUGUUUCGAUUGUUGGCAUGGGAGGAAUAGGCAAGACCACUUUAGCACACGAAGUUUAUGAACAUCCAUCAAUUACUUCUCAUUUCGACAAGCAAGCAUGGGUUACGGUAUCCCAAGAGUAUAAUGUCGAACAAAUGCUCCGAUGUCUUCUUAGUUGUGUUAUUGCAGCAUCAAGAGAUGGCGGCAAAGACCAAUUAGCAGAAAGUGUGUAUAAACAUUUGAAGGGUCAGAGAUAUUUGAUAGUGAUGGAUGAUAUAUGGAGCACUACUGCUUGGGAUAGUGUGCAAAGAUGCUUUCCAGAUGAUAAUAAUGGAAGCCGUAUACUAUUGACUUCUCGACUCAGAGAGGUGGGAGAAUAUGCUAGCUCAGGUAACUCUCCUCUUAACAUGCCUUUCUUAGAUGCCAAUGAAAGUUGGAAUCUCUAUUGCAAAGUCUUUGGUAAAACUGAAUUCCUUCUAGUGUUUGAGCAAAUUGGUAGAGACAUAGUGAAGAAAUGUGAAGGAUUACCUCUGGCUAUUAUUGUAGUAGCUAGUCUUCUCUCCAAGAUAAAGGAGGAGGAGGAAGAGUGGAAGAAUGUUGCAAAAAGUGUAAUUGGUGAUUCUAAUGAUGCAUGUUCCAGAAUACUAUAUCUAAGUUACCACCAAUUACCACACCACUUAAAAGCUUGUUUUCUGUAUUUUGGAGUUUUUCAAGAAGACUAUGAGAUCCCUGUGAAGAAGUUGGUCAGGUUGUGGGCAGCAGAGGGGUUUUUGAGGGCUGUGAAGCAUGUGAAUACGGAGAAAGUGGCCAUGGAAUGCUUGCAAAAUCUUGUUGAUAGAAGUCUCGUUAUAGUUAGCAAACAGAGCUAUAAUGGGGAAAUGAAAACAAUAAGGAUACAUGAUUUAUUGCGAGAUUUAUGCUUGAAAGAAGCUGGACGUGAAAAUCUAUUGAAUGUGAAUGUGAUUGGAGAUGAAAAACUUUCAUUUUAUAAGAGGAAAUCACAGAACCUGUUUUCAAAACCUUGUCGUUGGAUAAGUGAUACAUCAGAAUGUUUGAAUAAUCAAAUCAGGCCAGGAGAUAAGCGCUUUGACAAAUCUCAUUCCUUACACUCAAGGUUUGAUUACUCUAGGGGAUUUUACUUUCAGGCACUUGAUGAACUUCUUUCACACUUGAAAUUGCUAAGAGUAGUAGACAUUGAAUGUGGACAUUGUAGCAAUCCAUGUGAGGUAAAUGUGUUUGCCAGUCUUGUUCAUUUGAGAUACUUUGCUUUGACCCAUCAAUGCCGAAAUGAUCACACUCCUCUUUAUGUAAAGCUCUUUGAGCAUAGGAAUAUGCAAAGCUUUAUUGUUCGUGGAAGAUUUGUUAAAUGGGAUUCCUCUAGUGCAUUUACAAUUUGGACAAUGCCACUAUUAAGGAAUUUUUGUGUUGAACAAAUUCUUUCAUUAGAAACUUCUUCGGUUGUUCAUAGAAACUUAGAGAAUAUAUCUUGGUUGGAUCCUAAACUCUGUACACAGGAUCUAUUUACAAGGAUUCCAAAUUUAAAAAAAUUGGGGAUUGAAGGUGGAGAUGCUAAAAGUCCAGAUUGUUUUUAUAAUUUUGUGCACUUGGGGCAGCUUGAGGCACUAAGCAUCAGAGAGUGGUGGAAUCUCAACCAUAUUCCAUGUAGCGACAUCCCAUGGACAACUAGUUUUCUACCAAAUCUUAAGAAGCUCAAGUUCAUGGAUACUAAUUUGGCAUGGAGUGAUAUGAGGUUUAUUGGUAUGUUGCCGAAUCUAGAGGUUCUAAAAUUGAUAAAUGCUUGUCAAGGCCCAAAGUGGGAGACAUCUGAAGGAGGGUUCCGUCAAUUGAAAAAGUUGGUAAUUGAAGCACGUUGGAGUUUGGAAGAUUGGAAUGCUGAGGGUGACAAUUUUCAUGUGCUUGAAUGUUUAGAGUUACAUAAAUGCAAGCAUUUGCAAAAGAUUCCUAAUGGUUUUGUGGAUAUCAUAUCGCUAGCAUUGAUUGAGUUAAUCUACUGUCAGGAUUCACUUUUGGCUUCCGCAAAGUGGAUUCAAGAUGAGCAACUCAACAACUAUGGAAACACCAUCCUUGUUCGUUCUAAAAAUAUUAGCCUGAAAGAGUAAACAUCUGAGAAAGAAUGUGAUGAGGAGGAAGAGAUAGAUGACGGAGAAAUUGUUUGAAGACAAAUUUUGAAGGCUAUGUCUAGGGUGACUACUAUGUUAUAGCAUAUAUUUUGGUUUCUGGUUCUUGGAUGAUUAGAGA